GGAAGGCAUCCGGCACGAGCAGCCCCCCAGCGCAGGCCUGGGCCCCCACCAAAGGAGAGCAGCUCUGGGAGAGGAAGGCCAUGUUCGCCACGGUGAGCCAACUGCCAAGUGAUGGUGAACCUGCAGUGCUGUGUCCUGAUCCUCACAACUCACCUGAAGAGGAAGUGUCAGUGCAGGCCUGAAGACUGCAUUGAUCUUCUGGAUGAAACAGGCACUCUGAUGAACCUGAGCAAAGUGGAAAACCCUGCAUCUGACUACACCAGUAAAUACCUCCGGGAAAGGGAGCACUACAUCCUCAUCAGAGUCAUCCGAGACAAAAACUCUGAAGCCACAUCCUAUGAAUCCUUGCUAGAGGACCUGGGGAAACACUACCCUGACCUAACAGAUCGGCUGCAGCAGCUCUCAGCAAAGACCCAGAGGAGAGACCAGUGGAGGAAGGGAUCCUUGCAGAGGAGGGCUCAGCCCCACACCAGCACCCAGUUAAGGAACAGAACCGCCUCAAAGAAGAAGAGGGGCUCAGAGUUCAAGAAGAUCCCUAAAUGAGGAACAGACCCAUUCCUGGUCACACAGCACCGCCACCACCAGGACUCAUCCACCUCCCCAGCUUAUUCCCAGUUCAGCAAGAGUCCCCUGCUAUGGAAAUCCUCUUCCUGGGGUACCCUGCUUCUCAGAGGUUCCCACUACACAUCCAAAGCUGCAUCCUGACAAAGCAGGCAAACACAGUGCCACAGCCAGGCACAAGCAGCAUCCAGGGGGUCACUCAUGUUCCCAUAGAAUGGCCUGCACUCUCCAGUGACAAGAUCCUGCACCUCCUUUCAAGCCCCCUGCACCAGCAGAACAUGCACCCCCAUCACUGGAUGGACCUGCUUUCA
Messenger RNA from Myiozetetes cayanensis, 872 nucleotides. RefSeq names its product chromosome unknown C22orf15 homolog (gene CUNH22orf15). The record is from RefSeq and is a predicted model, not a curated record. NCBI's taxonomy places the organism in Eukaryota, Metazoa, Chordata, Aves, Passeriformes, Tyrannidae. The transcript is spliced from 5 exons. Bases 112 to 543 code for a protein of 143 amino acids.